GAUUGAAUUGACUCCGAAGUCUUAAAUUCCCAAAAAAAAAAGACUCUGAAGUCUUGCACGGCAGUUUCCCUUUCUCUAAGCUUUAUAUAAUGACAGAUAGAAUACCCAAAAAUUCAAUGUAACCUCUGUGAAAGUUAGCUUAUCUACCCCCAAUCAUUUGCAACUCCUCUCAGCUUCCUCCAUUAAUUCCCAGUCUUCAUCUUUCUUUCAAGAUCUAUUUUUUUUCUUGCAGUUGUGCUUCUGUCAAGCUACUAACCUAGUCUCGCCAUGUGCGUCAACUUCCAGCUCGAUCCACUCAAAUUCCUCACCGAUGUAUGGACAGGCCUGUCACGGCCAAUGGAAUAUCUCCGCGAUCCCAAACCCGGAAUUACUCGGCUCACAGACGCCAUGAUCCACCUCCGAAGCAAGGGCGAAGACAUCAAUAACAGAAUCCGCUCCGCCGAGCUGGGCGGCCUAACGCCGACUCAUCAAGUCCAGGACUGGUUAAAAAAGGUCGCCGCCAUCGACGAAAUGGUCUCCAAAAUCCAAACUGACCAUGAAAAUGGAUCCUUUCGUUGGUUCAUCAACCGCCGCGCGGUGCAAAGCCUUGCUAAAGUCAGAUCAUUGGGCAAAGACUACGACUUUAGCAUCGUUGCCACCAGGCUGCCACCAAACGGAGUGCGGGUAGUCCCGGCCGAGCCGCCGCCGGCCAACCGUACCAUGGUCUUGUACCUCUCCCAACUCCAAGCUUUUCUCCAAGACGAUGGAUCCCGAAUCAUCGGCAUCUGGGGCAUGGGCGGCGUGGGAAAAACCACUCUUUUGCGCAGCCUCAACCAGGAGCUGCUAUGUUCAUCGGAAGCAGGGAAAACCCCGCCGAUGUUCGACCACGUUAUCUGGGCCGUGGCAUCCAAGGACUACCAGCUUGGGAAGCUCCAGCGGUACAUCUCAAAGUGGCUUGGUCUACCGCUGCGCAAAGAUAGGACCCGACAAGCGAUGGAGAUCAUGGACUUUUUGAAAAACAAGAGCUUUCUUUUACUCCUCGACGACCUCUGGCAACCCAUAGAGUUCGCAGAUUUAGGUAUCCCCCAGCUUCCCCAAAACGGAAUUAAGAAGCAGAAGGUGGUGUUCACCACACGGCUCGAAGGUGUUUGUGGGGAGAUGCAAGCUCGGCCAAAGAUGAAGGUUGAGUGCCUAAACGAGGAAGAAGCAUUGAGGCUUUUUCAGGAGAAAGUUGGCGAGGAGACUCUCCAAGCGCACAUUAGGAUUCCAAAGCUUGCACAAGAUGUGGCUAAAGAGUGUGAUGGGCUUCCGCUCGCUCUUGUGGUCAUCGGUGCCGCGAUGUGCACGAAGAAAACACCAAGGGAGUGGCAGAACGCCCUUACCUUGCUUCAAAAGUCUCGGCCGUAUGAAAUCCAAGGCAUGGGUGACAAGAUUCUUCCCAAACUGAAGUUCAGCUACGACAAUUUGGCUGAUGAAAUUUUCCGCAAGUGCUUCAUGCUCUGUUCUCUGUGGCCAGAAGAUCACUCGAUUUCUAAGACUGAUCUCAUCGAUUGCUGGAUGGGGCAUGGGUUGGUCGACGAACGCAAGUUCGACAACAUCAACGAAGCUUAUGACAGCGGGCACGCCAUGAUCGGUGGGUUGCAAGCUGCGUGCCUCCUUGAACCAGGGAAUAACAAAGACAGAGAGGUGAAGAUGCAUGACGUGGUAAGAGAUCUCGCUCUCUGGAUUGCGUCGGAUUGUGGUGAGAGGCAAAACAGAUUCAUCGUCCUUUCUAGUGUAACGGCUUCCCAGGAUUGGCACAGAGAGGCGGAAAAGAUGUCGCUUGUUGGAAGCAAUGUCAGCGACACAUCUGGCCUUCCGUCCAAUUGUUUCAAGCUGGAAACGUUGAUGGUACAGGGAAGCAUCUCCUUUAAGUCUGUGACUGGAUUCUUUCAUGGGACUACUGCUUUGACUUAUCUCGAUCUCUCCUAUACAGCAAUCUACGACCUGCCGCAGGAAAUUGGCCUGCUUGGUAAUCUUCGAUACCUCAAUAUCUCCCACACAAACAUUCCAUCGCUUCCAGUGCAGCUCAGUAAUCUCCGCGAGCUCAGAUUCUUGCUCUUAAGGGAUCUGGAAUGUAUCAUCAUUCCUAGCGGUCUGCUGGAGAAGCUUGUGAUGUUGUCCGUGAUCGACAUGACUAAUACUUGGUGCGAUAACUGGAAAGAGCUCUCAAGGCUGCGUGGUUGUUUGAAAGGCGUGGGUAUCGUUUUAGAGAGCAUUGAAGAUCUGCACCAGCUUGCCCAGCUCCCAAAUGUACUGACUUGGCGGCUGGGGCUGAGGAAACUGGUGGGAUUCAAUGAGCCACUACAGCUUCUCUCGCCUUUGCAGCUAGGGAGCCGCAGCAUUCGUUUCAGUAUCCAGAUGCUAAAAAUCGAGUUAUGUGAGAGCUUAGAGGUGGUGUCCAUGGAAUAUGACGGUGGCGGCGAUAAGUGUUCCCUAUCGAGGUUGGAGGAAGUAGAGCUCAGGAGCUUGCCGGAGCUAAAGGAGAUUGUUUGGAGAGGAGUUUGUCCUGCGGAAAUGCUGCCGAGUUUGACUAUGCUGACGAUUUCUGGUUGCCACAACUUGUCAAACCUCUCGUGGGUGAUCCGAUUACCGAGCUUGGAAGAUCUCACUGUGUAUCGUUGCAGCUCAAUGGAGCAAAUAGUCGAUGCUGAUAAUGAAAUCAGUUUCGGUGGUGAAGAAGUGAAUGGCGUUGGAGCGGCCAGUUGGGCAUUCCCAAGUCUUAGGAGGCUCUGCUUAAGGGAUUUGAGAAGCUUGAGAGUGUUUGGAGAGUCAUUUGCGUUCCCUUCAUUGGAAGUGAUGCGUGUUAUGGAUUGCCCAGAGAUGAAGGCGCUACCUUUUGGGAAGGAGAUGGUUGUAAGGAAGCUGAAAGAGAUAUGGGGUGACAGACAAUGGUGGGAGAAGUUGGACAUGAAAGACGAUGAUAGGGAGGCUCUUUUGCCGUAUUUGAAUGUGGGAUUGUUCGGUGGAGGCGGCUUCACAGUUACAUCCACUGUCCACUAAAAAAAUUUGUCCUCAGAAAGCUAUAUAUUUUCAAUUACUUCAUAGUUUCAUGUUAGCAGCUAAUACCAAGAAGAUCGUCUCAAAUAUAAUAAAAUUUUUUGAACUGUUAAAAUCUUUA
Molecule: messenger RNA, 3139 nt
Organism: Dendrobium catenatum
Lineage: Eukaryota; Viridiplantae; Streptophyta; Magnoliopsida; Asparagales; Orchidaceae
Product: probable disease resistance protein At1g61300
Exons: 1
Coding region: 268-3021 (917 amino acids)
Molecular function (GO): ADP binding; protein binding
Source: RefSeq, a predicted model, not a curated record